This is a messenger RNA of Solea senegalensis (Senegalese sole), 4070 nucleotides long. RefSeq names its product transcription factor SOX-13-like. Gene Ontology annotation, molecular function: DNA-binding transcription factor activity, RNA polymerase II-specific; RNA polymerase II cis-regulatory region sequence-specific DNA binding. The transcript is spliced from 14 exons. Gene Ontology annotation, biological process: regulation of transcription by RNA polymerase II; cell fate commitment. The coding region runs from base 264 to 2222 and encodes 652 amino acids. Lineage: Eukaryota; Metazoa; Chordata; Actinopteri; Pleuronectiformes; Soleidae. The record is from RefSeq and is a predicted model, not a curated record. Gene Ontology annotation, cellular component: nucleus.
UGUGUGUGUGUGUGUGUGUGUGUGUGAAGCAGCAGCAGCAGCAGGAUCAGAAGAGAACAGUCGCGCGCGCAGAGCAGCACUUACCCUUAUCCCACCGCGUUUUGGUUGCGGUGAGAAAUCAAAGUGGGACAGGAAGAGAACGAGAGGACACAAGUUUGUGUUCGUUUAUUUUUUUCUUUUCUUUUUCUUUUUCCCCCCACCACAAAUACCUUUAUUUCAUUUAUUGCUUGACUCGUGGAGAGCGCAGAGCGCACGAGGACUGAAUGGUUGAUCCCAGCCCUCCAGUGCUGCACCUCCUCUCUGGUGGGAAUGUCAGCAUGGCAGGAGUUGGUGUCAAACUAGAACAGGAGGAGUUCGGCGAGGGAGGCGGAGUCAUUGCGACCAACGCCGAUCCUCCUAAAACAUCUCCUUCACGUGACUGGGCAGGAAAUCAGCCGGUGGAGGCUCGACAGCUGACGCCGCCACUGUCCCGCUCUCCCUCGGAGGGCUCUCCAGGGAAGGACCUGACACACGGGCAGAGCCCCAUGGGACUGAAUCAGAUCAGGACACAUGACCAUCCACAGGGGCAGUCCAGCUUCAAAGAAGUGAUGCCGACCAUUGAGAAGCUGCUGAAUACGGACUGGAAGGAGAAACUCUUGGAUAAAAGCACAGUGGGGGCAGGACAACUCAAAGGAACCCCGGAGUCUCUGGCAGAGAAGGAGCUGCAGCUGCUGAUGAUGAUCAACCAGCUGAGCGGUCUCAGGGAGCAGCUCCUGGGAGCCCACUCUGAGCAGAGGAACAUGGCCGCGCUGCUGCUGGAGAAGCAGCAGCAGCAGAUGGAACUGGCUCGACAGCAGCAAGAACAGAUUGCCAAACAGCAGCAGCAGCUGAUCCAGCAGCAGCACAAGAUAAACCUGCUCCAGCAGCAGAUCCAGCAGGUGAACAUGCCCUACGUGAUGAUCCCGGCCUUCCACCACAGCACACAGCCUCUCCCCGUCACCUCUGACCCCCAGAUGACCCUGCCACUGCAACCAAUCCCCUGCAAGCCAGCAGUGGACUAUCCCAUGCAGCUGCUCCCAAGCCCUCAUCCCACCCCCGUCAAGAGGAGCGGUGGUUCCUUCCGGCAGGAAGCGAGUCAACCCUUGAACCUGACCUCGAAGCCAAAGGGGCUGGAGCUGGGGAAAACACCCAGUCCACAGAGUCUGGAGAUGGGGACCCUGGCACUGCAGGGAGCCUACAGACCCAGAGACCUGCAGAGGGACGUGUCCCACAGUCCACCACGAUCGGCCCUCAGUUUCCUCGGCGACGGCGAUGUGGUCAGCCAGGCCAUCCAUGAUGCCCAACAACUCCUGAAGAACCACAGCAGCGGAGGGCGGGAGAGGGAGAGAGGGCGGGAGAGAGACAGCGCUGGAAAGAUGGAAUAUAAAGGCUCUCCUCACAGCGAGAGAAUCUCUCACUCUGAGCGGGGUGAAGACAGACAUGAGGACCAUCUCAGCAGUGACUCUGAGGGUGCUCUCCCCGUCACCGUGCCAGGCAGCUACUCAGAGGCUCGGCCCCCUCCCUCCUCGGGCCACAUUAAGAGGCCGAUGAAUGCCUUCAUGGUUUGGGCCAAGGACGAGCGCAGGAGGAUCCUGCAGGCUUUCCCUGACAUGCACAACUCCUCCAUCAGCAAGAUCCUGGGUUCCAGGUGGAAGUCUAUGUCCAACCAGGAGAAGCAGCCGUACUAUGAGGAGCAGGCGAGGCUGAGCCGGCAGCACCUGGAGCGUUACCCCGACUACAAGUACAAACCGCGACCCAAGCGGACCUGCAUUGUGGAGGGACGGAGGCUCAGGGUGGGCGAGUACAAGGCCAUGAUGAAGAGCCGCCGGCAGGAGCAGAGAGCCACAUACACACACAGUCAGUCAGAACCUCAGCAGAUCCACUACUCCCACAGCGAGGGCCAGUACCCCGGCGCCGCUGGCUCGGUCUCCAUGGCAACCAUGCCCUUUCACCCCGCGCUGCUGGAGCAUUACCUGCCGCAGGUGCCGCCCGCCCCACAUCGAGUGGAGAGCCACGCCACGCCCACCGCCCUGCCCAGGGAGCGAGAGAGGGAGCGAGAGAGGGAGCGGGAGAGGGAGCGAGAGAGGGAGCGCGAGAGGGAGCGAGAGAGGGAGCGCGAGAGGGAGCGGCCUCUGUACAGUGAAGGAGAGGAAAGUGACGGAGGAGAGAGGAGUGAGGGAGAACUGGUGCUCCUGACAGACUGAAGGGGGCGGGCUUGCUUUUGUUUGUUUGUUUGUUUGUAAAAAAAAAGAGGCAGGAAGAGACGCUGUUUCUUAAACGACUCAGAGGAUGAUGAUGAUGAUGAUGAUGAUGAUGAACCAUGGCCACACACACACACACACACGCACACACACUGCUCUUAGCUAGAUAAAGUUUAAACGCAGUUCUAUCAUUUUAUUUACAGGUGUCACAGUCACUUCCUUCUCUCUGGUUUCAUGUGGUUGUCAGUGUGUCACUACCGCCUCCUGCUGGUACUUAUGGGUUAUUGUAGCACACAGACAGAAAGCAUGAGGAUGAUGAUGAUGUGAGCUGUUCCAUGGGACUUUAACCUUUAAAGUCAAAUUACUGAUUACUGCACCUUUAAUCCUCAACGUUUCCACGGCAAAUAGACGACUAUUUAAAUAAUGCAGUCUGAAUACCAGAGAAAUACCAGUUUUCAGUCUCAUCCAAACAGUGUACAGUGAUUCUGUAUAACAUAGUGUGUUGUUUUAUACAUCACUCUUUUGCUGUUUAUAUUGUCUUUUUUUUGCACUUCCUGUCUAUGUAUGAAACAGUUUUUUUUGUGUUUUUUUCUCCUCCAUUACGGCAGAAAAUACAGAAACAUUUCGUUUUGAUGUCAUUUUCUUGGCCCUCUUGCAUCAGGUCUUGUUCCUGAAGAUAUUUAUUUAAUUUUCCAUAUUUUUAUUUCUAAUUUUCCCUGAAGCUGCACUGGAAUUGGUGUCAUACUCGUGACGGUCAUUGUGUUUCACCGCUGUCUCCUCGUUCCCAUUUCAUCAAACCACCUCAUUCAUUCAUUUUACAUCACAGCACAUGGGCGCGUAGUGGUGUUUAAAAUCCGCAGUGACACAAACUGACCACACGAGGCAGCAGCAGACCAGCAGCUCCUGUGACCCUGUGGUUUCCAGUCAGAAGAGGCGUUUUUUUUGUGGCUAAAAUCAGUUUUUCCGCAGCUGUGUUGCUACUGACAACCAUGUUGUUAGUGAGAGUGAGUAGCUGUGUGUCAGUACCUCAUACAACCACACACGUCAAACAGCAGUUCAAACAGAAACAUACUGUUACCUCAUUCCUGUCCCCUCCUCGGUAUGUUUAGCUAAUAGCAUGUCGCUAUUAGCAUGUGCUAAUGUGUGGCUAAAACGUCUGGACACAUUUGGUGUCUCGGUUUCCUUCAAUCAAUGAGUAUAGGGACAGUUUAGCCUCAAGGCCCAUUUAUACUCCACUUUCUUCAGUUUUACGUCCGUCCCAAACAUUUUCUCUGUCUCUCCCCGACAUACUGUACGUCUGUAUGGCUGUUAGCCGAGUUGCAUGGCGAUGGCCAUUAAAGAGGUUAUUUUAUUGUGCGGAAUCUCAAAAUAGACAGAAACGCAAGCGGAGUCUGCGACAGUGGACAGAGGCUUCACAACUGUAAAAUGCCCCUCUAAACUCUUCUUUGUUGUUCUCCUGACUCGACUCUCGUCUCUAUACUGCCCCCACUGUUUCCGCUGGCAUUGCUCCGUGCGUUUAGUCCGUGAUCGUAAGCUCUUUAGCGACAAAAGACUCCGUCUGUCCCCGUCUUCUGUGUGGAGUAUAAAUGAGCCUUUAAACAACGCUGGGCUCAAUCCACCUUUGCUAAGGUUGACUAAUCAAAAUAUGAAGUCAAGAUGCUGGCCGUUGUGUACAGAGAUGUUAUUUUGGUGGAGACGUGCUGUGGCGCCUCCUGCUGUUGGACCUGCUGUUGUACAUAUAGAAAAAGACUAUUUUGUUAAUAAGAGCUUGUGUAAUUUAAAGGUGUACAUUUCUCUAUGUUUUCAAAGUUGUGUGUGUUUUUCUUGAAAGAUAAUAAAUUGGUUGUGUUA